Molecule: messenger RNA, 3420 nt
Organism: Dacryopinax primogenitus
Lineage: Eukaryota; Fungi; Basidiomycota; Dacrymycetes; Dacrymycetales; Dacrymycetaceae
Exons: 7
Coding region: 1-3420 (1139 amino acids)
Source: RefSeq, a predicted model, not a curated record
AUGAACAGCAUCUUCCGCGCUACUUCUCGCUUGUUCUUCCGGAGCACCCCGGUGGCGUCCUCUGUUGGCCUGUCUCAUGCUGACUCUCCCUCUCUGGCGCCCCACACUUCGCCUGCUGUGUACCCCCGUACUCCUGGUGGCCGAGCGCUUGGCGUUACUGUGGACUCUGGCAGGAUCGGUACAUUGUCUGUUCAUGGUAGAAAGGGCCAAAUUAUUGGUCUCUAUCCUGUGGACCAUAUCGUUACAAGGAUUGGCAGUGAUAUUUCCUGUCACAUCAGGAUCUAUGAGGCGACAAUGCCCCAUUUCGCUUGUAACCUGAGGUUUGAUGUCGAAACGCAUGAAGUCCAUUUGGAUGCCCUCCAUCACUCCUACAAACGGAACAAUAUUCCCGUCAGCAUCUCUGCUAUGCAAGGACCAUUAGCAGAUGGAGAACGCAUCUCCGUUCUGGGCCACAAGUUCACCUGGAAGUAUGCUGACGACGUGAAAGAACUAACUGAAGAAAUGCUCGACAUGUCUGUGCCUGGUCUGCGCGGGUUUCGAAUGACCAUCGUAUCGUCUUUCGAACUCCAGCGUCACAGGGCGGUCAACCUGCCUGAAUUCAUUGCCCCCGCGCACUCGUCCAAGAGGUUGCACAGGAAUACAUUUCCCCGGGGUGUUGAGUCUGCUCCACUUGCCCAGUCGACACCAGCGCGUGUCCCCAGACGCGGUUAUCGUGCACCAGACGACACCCCUGACUCCCAUCUUGGUGAUGUCUCCAUCAACUCGGCCACAAGCUCGGUGUAUAACUCGGACUCUAGCAUGCACUUUGGUUUGACUCAGGACGGUGAUUGCUAUGUCGCUCUUGAAGAGGUCGACGAAGCUACGGAACCGAAGGACGAACGGACACCACACUGGGUCCACAAGAAGAUCAGCGACCGCCUCGUACGCCGUGCUGGAUCUGUAUUCAGCAUCAAGAGGAUGGGAGAUUACGUCGAAUCCCAAGCCCGUCAGACCCCGCGCCCAUCACGGAAGCUGCAUGUGCUCGACAAAACCCAUGUCAAGUAUAUCCCUUACUGCCCCGAGGAGCGUAAAAAGAGCCCAGAAUUCGACCGGGCCUCGCCUACCACACCCCCACACAGCUCGUCAUACGGCCCGGACAAGAGGCUAAGUGACGGUUUCACUGUCAAUCAGGUCGAAGGCCCCAUUGCCAUCAGCACUGAGCGUUCGGUUGUGCUCCGAGAUCAAGUGCUACCAAGAAUAGAGAACACCAUCCUGACUACGGACGACCGGCCCUCCGAAUUUGUUUCAAAUCAGGCAGUGGUCUCCUCACUCGGCGAAGGUCCCAGUCGACGACGAAGAUUGCUUAGUACACCAGCUAGACCGGCACACACACCGUCGCAAGGGCUGUUUCGCACUUCGACACCCAGGAUUGCCAGCUCCUACUACCACGCUCCAAUCCAUCCCGGCGAUACCGCCCGUCCCGUCCCCUUCCACCUGAGACCUGAUGAGCAGAUUAUCCUAAUGCACUUUGAUCAGGCUGCGCAGGGAUGGAGCACGAAUAACGACCAAAUGGCUGAAGAAGAAGAUUGGCCCAUGGACAUAGACCCGCCCGAGCUGCCAGAGGCCCAGAUUGUCCAGCAGGUGAUAAGCAACCCCCCACAACAGGCGGGCCCGUCAAACUCGAGUUUGAUUCCUUACAUGAGCCCCUCCCGUGUGCAGGCUGUUCAGAAGUCCCGACGAGGCUGGACGAGCACUGACUCGAUGUCGACGAAUCGACGUCAAGCAGCGCAGCCCUAUCCCACCCAAAUCACUGCGGAACAACGCAGCAAAUGGAAGAAGGACAUGCUACGGAACCUGGAGAAGAAGCGCAGGAAGGAGAACCGAAAGGCACAGGCAGAUGCGAAUGCGCAGGCACAGGCGCAGGCACAGAGCACGGUCCAGGUGGAGGCAUCCGAAACCCUGCGACUGGAGGACGACAUAAUAGUUGCUGAAGAUAUAUUAAGCAAUAGCAAAACUGACACGCCACUGGGUUCUGUCAACUCUGAUGUCGAUCAUGAGAACGAAAUUGACAAGGGCGAGAGCAUUAGCAGUGGUGAGAGAGACGAUACGUUGCUUGUUUGCAAUGAUCCUGUGGCAGCGCAAGUUGCCCCUCCCACGAUACAGGUGCUGGACCCGGUUGAUACCCCCGAACCUCAGAUCACAUCACCCCCCCAACCUCAGAUCACAUCUCCCCCGACUUCCCUUCCAGCCGCCAAUGCAAGUCAGGGGGAUCCCGUCAAAGCGGCUCCCCUCGACACCGAAAUGAACGAGAUGUUGGUCAGCAAUCUCGAGCAGACGACGAACUUGCAGUUGCCUGAAGACGACGCUGCGCCCACCGCAGGACCGACGCGGAGAGGCAGCAAACGCAAGGUCCAGGAUUCCACAGAGCCUGUUGAUGUCCCUCGCGCUACAAAAGUUUCUCGCACGGCAAUGGGACGCAAGGUGAAGGAAGUCGUGCCGGACGUCGAAGCGACCACCGUAGAGGCAAUCCUUGAACAGCCGGAGGCCGAUACGAACGGCCGGCCGACGAAGACGUUGCCUCGAACACGCAAGAACGUCAGCAAAGUCGUCUCUGAGGACUCGCGGGAAGCUACUCAGCCUCGCUGUACGACUAGGUCGAUGACCAAGAACUCAGGAGCUGCAGCUGUGGUGUCAGCUGGCGUUCAGGGGAACCCCGCUUCUGGGCAAGUUCAGAAGCUCGACACGGUGCUUGCCCCUGAUCAAGUUGCGAUGGGUGGGCAGCAGGCAGCUGCCCCAGAAGACGCAAUACCACCAGAAUACCUGCAGCUCCACCGGCGCCCAACUCGCGCUCUACGGAAGAAGCCUCGCACUGCCAGCAACAUCGCCCAAACCCAGCCUCUCCCAGUUCCUGUGGUUCAUACGAGAAGCACACGUCGUAGCAAAGCAACGGCAGAGCCUCCUGUUGCGCAACCGUUGGGAGAUGAAGAUGGGGUUCAGGAGCAGCCUUCUGCGCCUGGGCAUGGAACGGUUCGCCAGCAGACCGUUCCGCAGAAGAAGUCCGCCAAGGUCACCGGCAAGCGCAGACGAGCCGUGGAAGAUGAAGAGCCACCUGCAAAGUCUGCUGAAAGCACGGGAAAGGUCGUUGUUGAGGACCGUGUGGUGAACACAGCAGACGAGCUCCCUGUUCCUAACUCGUCGAAGCGGCGAAGAACUUCCCGACGCGAACCGAUAGUAGUCGAAGAGCCGGAAGAAAAGCCUGUUCGGCCUACCAGAAGAUCGCGGAAGCCAUCGACACCUGCAAUCGAUGCACCUGCCCAAGACGCGGAGAUACCCUCGGGCAGGAGGACGAGGAGCUGGGCAGCUCGGAACGCCGGAGUGCAGGAGGCAGCUGUGCUGCCCGAUCCCGUUCCGGUCAGAAAAUCUCGCACAGCGAGAAAGUAG